Hyaloscypha bicolor E is the source of this 1554-nucleotide messenger RNA. RefSeq lists its product as uncharacterized. The transcript has 3 exons. The record is from RefSeq and is a predicted model, not a curated record. The coding region runs from base 1 to 1554 and encodes 517 amino acids. NCBI's taxonomy places the organism in Eukaryota, Fungi, Ascomycota, Leotiomycetes, Helotiales, Hyaloscyphaceae.
AUGGCGCAAAAUGUCGAUGCGAAAAAGUACUAUGGAUACCUGUUCGAGGCCGACAAGAAGCCGACCCAGGUGCUCGAUGCACUGCUGCGCGGCAUCGCAAUCUACAUUAGCACGUCAAUAGGAAACACCGAGCAGAAGAAGCUCACGCCCGACAAACUAGCCACUUUCUAUAAGGCUGUAGGAGGCAACUACGACUGGUGUCAGCAGACGCUGCAACCGACCGCCGACGACUUCGCACCUCCCUCCAUCCCCGCUCUCACAAAGAAAGGCUUCGUGCGCUGGCAGUCCAUCGAGAUAUUGCUAGGGCCAGACGAACACGUCCCCUUCAUCCAAACCGCCGUCCGCACCUUCAACAUCAAGAACCCCGACACAGGCGAGCCCUUCCCCCUCGACCUACCCACCAGCGCCUUCCCCCUCGUCGCCGACAAGGAAAUCGAGAAAUGGCAUAACGCAUGCGCCGAGAAACUGCGGCAGCGCGCGACACCUACAGACGAGGACAUCCGUCCCCAUCUCCCUCCAAGACCUCGAGUCCAGUCUGGCUACACACACGUCCGUCCGCCGCGACGCGCGGAAACAGAUAAUCCCUACUUCGACAACCACAACACGAAAUCGCGGUCAUCUCGCCCUAUUUCAUAUCAACACGUCACGGGCCCGCCCGUGAGACCUAAGCUCAGCCGCUCGCCCUCACACACAGCAAGACAGUUCCUAGCACCAGAAGACAGCCACUCUCCCCGCCUCGCGCGCUCCCGCCGUCGUUCGGUCCCCGAGAACUUGGGCUCGAAUCCGACGAGUCCUUCAAGUCAGCUAGGAGCAGAUCUCAGACCCCCGCAGGAACAGCAUGCGAGGAGACAUAGCCAUCCUCGGCAUGCGAGACGUGGGAGCUUCUCAAGUGAUGCGUCGAGUUCGGGUGAGGGCGAGAGCCCACCGAGUCCGACUUCGAGGCCUAGACGACGGAGUCGUGCUGAUGGGGCGCCGUCUGUGCGCUACUCUACCGUCCCUCCGUCCCCCAGUGUGAAUGCUGUACCGCCACUCCUGGAUCCGAGAUUGAGACCCAGGGAUCGGGAUCUAAAUAGUAGAGAAGAAGAACUUAAGAGACAAAGUCUUCCUAUUCCGAUCGAUUUAAGUGGGAAAUUGAGCGCACCCUUUCUUCUUGGGAAGAGAAGUGCGCCGAGAGAAUCAAGCAGGAAUGGGAAUGUGCGGUGGAAGGACCUAGAUGGUGCGGAACUGUUUAGGAGGAGCGAAGAUGAUGGCAGGCCUGAGGUGAGGAGGAGAGGAAGCGGCGAGGGGAGAAGUGAUAGAGAGGGGUGUAAGAGGAGGGAAAGGGAGAGGGAUAGAGAUGGCGUUGCUUAUAGAGGGGAGAGGCCGAGACUACAUGCUAGGCGGAGUAGUCACGAGGAUUUGAGGAGGGAGAGGGAUAGAGAUCGUGAUCGGGAGGAGAGGGGUACUGGGAGUGGUGAUGGGAGAGGCUUUAGGGAACGAGAGAGGGGUCGGGAGAGGAGCUUUGCUGGUGGAGAUGUUAGAGGUGUGGAUGGGAGGCGGUAUCCGCCUCACUGA